This is a messenger RNA of Toxotes jaculatrix (banded archerfish), 6440 nucleotides long. It is a transcript of the gene arhgap44a, whose product is annotated as Rho GTPase activating protein 44a. Lineage: Eukaryota; Metazoa; Chordata; Actinopteri; Toxotidae. Gene Ontology annotation, biological process: regulation of actin cytoskeleton organization; positive regulation of GTPase activity; signal transduction. The transcript has 22 exons. The coding region runs from base 261 to 3158 and encodes 965 amino acids. The record is from RefSeq and is a predicted model, not a curated record. Gene Ontology annotation, molecular function: GTPase activator activity; protein binding. Gene Ontology annotation, cellular component: presynaptic active zone; dendritic spine; intracellular anatomical structure.
AUCCCACUCAUCUCCUCUGCUGUCCAAAUCGUUUUCGUUAUUCAGCAAGUCCCUGGACGCCCCUAAAGAGGACUCGUGAUUGUCAACUUCUGCAUCGCUUUCGUGUCUGUUCACCGAGCCGUACGGCAGGUCUCAGAGUCUCAAAAGUGGAGGACAGACGACUGCCUGCGGAUUUGAACAAUCUUCCAGCCUGAAGAGCUUACAGCCUAUAAUGCCAUUACAAUCGGAGAGCUUGGAGGUGUUAACGCAGAAAAUUCAAGAUGAAGAAGCAGUUCAAUCGGAUGCGACAGCUCGCCAACCAAACGGUGGGAAGGGCAGAAAAAACAGAAGUGUUGAGCGAGGACCUUCUACAGGUGGAGAAGCGUCUGGAUCUGGUCAAGCAGGUGACACACAGCACUCACAAGAAGCUGACUGCCUGCCUGCAGGGUCAACAGGGGACUGAUGUGGAGAAGAGAUCUGUAAAGUCGCCUUCUAAAAAACUACCGCUCACAAUCCUGGCACAAUGUAUGGUAGAAGGGGCUGCAGUGUUGGGAGAUGACUCUCUCCUGGGGAAGAUGCUGAAGCUGUGUGGGGAGACAGAGGAGAAGUUGGCCCAGGAGCUCAUCCAGUUUGAGUUCCAGAUAGAGAGGGAUGUGGUGGAGCCUCUGUAUGUGCUUGCUGAGGUGGACAUUCCCAAUAUCCAGAAGCAGAGGAAGCACUUAGCUAAACUUGUUUUGGACAUGGACUCUGCCCGGACAAGAUAUCAGCAGUCGUCCAAGUCGUCCAGUCACCCGAGCACUCUGCAGCCUGGUGCCAAGUCCGAGUCCCUCAGAGAGGAGAUGGAAGAGGCAGCCAAUCGGAUGGAGAUUUGUAGGGAUCAGUUGUCAGCAGAUAUGUACAAUUUUGUGGCCAAAGAAAUCGACUAUGCAAAUUACUUCCAGACACUGAUAGAAACACAGGCAGAAUAUCACAGGAAGUCAUUAGAGAUUCUUCACAGUGUCCUGCCCCAGAUUAAAGCUCACCAAGAGGCGUGGGUGGAGAAGCCGUCGUUCGGCAAGUCUCUGGAGGAACACCUGAAUAUUAGUGGGAGAGAGAUUGCUUUCCCCAUCGAAGCCUGUGUCACCAUGCUGUUAGAGUGUGGCAUGCAAGAAGAGGGCCUCUUCAGAGUGGCUCCGUCAGCCUCCAAGCUGAAGAAACUGAAAGCCUCCCUGGACUGCGGAGUUCUGGAUGUGCAGGAGUACUCCUCUGACCCACACGCCAUCGCAGGAGCUCUGAAAUCAUACCUCCGUGAGCUCCCCGAGCCAUUGAUGACCACUGAACUUUAUGAUGAAUGGAUUCAGGCCUCCAACAUUCAAGAUAUGGACAAGAGACUACAAGCAUUAAUGGCAACGUGUGAAAAACUCCCCACAGACAACUUGAACAAUUUCAGAUAUCUAAUCAAAUUCUUAGCCAAGCUGAGUGAGUAUCAAGACGCAAACAAGAUGACUCCCGGCAACAUGGCGAUUGUCCUCGGCCCUAACUUGCUCUGGACACACACUGAACCAAACAUGACAGAGAUGAUGACCACCGUGUCCCUACAGAUUGUUGGCAUCAUUGAGCCUAUUAUCCAGCAUGCUGACUGGUUCUUCCCUGGAGACAUUGAAUUCAACUUGACAGGCAGCUAUGGCAGCCCGAUCCACACCAACCACAACUCCAACUACAGUUCCAUGCCCUCACCAGACAUGGACCAAUCUGAUCGCAAGCAGCAGCACGACCAGAGCCGACGCCCACUGAGCGUUGCCACUGACAACAUGAUGCUGGAGUUUUACAAGAAGGAUGGUAUGGGUGUCCGGGUUAUGGAUACCUCCUGGGUGUCUCGUAAGGGUUCAUCCACUCUGGCACGCAAGGCCUCCUCCACACCCCCAGGCAUGCAAGGCCCCGGCUCUCCUGCAGACACACUCAUCCCCGAGCAGCCUGGAGAGCUCGCCACUUCCCCGUCCGCGACACCGCCACCUGGGGAGAGGUUUUGCUCAGACGUGUCGCCCAAUCGGCCGGACACCUCUCAUGCCCACCCACCCCCAGGGGAGGACCGGCCACCCCCCCCUUACCCCACCUCCUCGUGCCACACUCUCCCCCACCACUUUUAUCCCAAACCCCCACCCUGCGCUCGCCCUGUGGCACCGGGUCCAGAGUCCCAGCCCCCUGGCUCACCCCCACCCCCAAUGCGCUGGUCUGGCUUCACUCCCCCAGCCCCGCCCCCUUCCUCUUCUUCUUCCUCCUCCUCCUCGUCACUUGACAUCAAUUCGAACCCCAAGCCCAGCUGUCUGCACUUCCCCAAGCACAGUCCACCUGGUGACAUGUCGCAUGCCCCCCCACCAGACACUAAUGCUUCACCACUCUACAUCAAAACCCCCUUGGUACUAACCCGCCAUGACCAGUCCCUUGGCAACCCCCCUAGCCUCCCUUCGUCCGCACCCCCGCCCCCGCCGUGGGCUGCCUGUCCAUGUGCCCGAGAGAGAGGACCCCCCAGGCUGACUAGUUCAUUGAAGAGUAAAGAGCUCUCCCCUGUAAUUGGACACAAAGCCAUCCAGGUGGCAGGCCCAACAGUCCCUGCCAGCAGCAGUCCUCAGAGCAGCAGCCAGUCCCCCCACUCUACAGAGCACAGUCCACACACCCUGCGCAAAGGUUCCAAGAAGUUGGCCCCUGUGCCUCCCAAGGUCCCCUAUGGCCAGUCUGGCGGGAUGUCCGACCAGUCCACAGGUCAGCCGUCACCGGUCAGCCUGUCCCCAACACCUCCUAGCACCCCCUCCCCUUAUGGACUGGCCUGCCCUCCAGGGCAAGUGCCCCCAUCUUCCCCUGGGCAGACCCCGCUGGGGGCGCCCCACUCCCUUUCGUCCCCGCCCUCCCUGACCGGAACUCUCACCAAGUCUCGGCCAACCCCUAAGCCCAGGCAGAGACCCAGCCUGCCCCCUCCUCAGCCGCCCACAGCCCCUCCGGGGCUCACUGGCCCGGCCACAGCCCCAGUCCCCCAGCCCCUGGAGCAGGGCCUCCUGGAUGGACUGUCUCCUGGGGAGAGCAUGUCUACAGGUAAACAUCAGCCCUUGGCACCAACACCCCCGCCACCACCACAGGUGGGGCUGCAGAGGCCCUCUCUCAGACUCGCUGUGGCCCUGUCCAAUGGAGACGGUGGACGAGUGUAGGACUCUGUAGGACUUGUCAUUGUAGAUAUAAGAGAUACCUGUCCCCCUUUAUUGACUGUUUCCAAACGAAUGUCUGAAUGAAUAAAAGUUGCCUUUUAGACACAGAUGCCUGACAAUGAUACAAUGUAAAUAUUAGCAUUUUUGUGCUAUUGUAGUGAGCAAAUCUCCUGACCUAUGUAUUCAUUGCUUGUGUUAUGUGAUGAUGUUUCUGGGUAAUGUGUGGAAACAUCAGAGAAGCAUAGCUCGUCCUGCUUGUAUGGAAGUUGCCAUUAGAUUCAUCAUGUGCUCUCUGUUUAUCUGUGUUACCCAGACCCUCACUCGGCAGAGGUAGGUCAGAGGCUUACACGGUUCACACCAGUCCAGUCUCUCUUACUGCGUAGCAGGCGUGGAAACCUAGCCAGACAAACCCCACAUUAUAUCUACAGUAUGAUGUUCUGAUGAUGAGGUGUUCUGUCAAUAUAUACCAAUCAUUCUGUCACUUUGUUAUAUUUAUCAUUCUCUUGUUCCCCCUGCUACUAUUGUGUACCUUGCAGCUGUGUGAGGCCAGGGAUUCAGUGUGGGCUAAGUGUGAGGGGGACAUUUAGGGUAAGCCAGACCGCCCCCGCCCCAUGCGCUCCAUCUCACUGCCUGGCCUCGUGCUGUGGCUGCCUCUGGGGUCUCCUGCAGCCUGCCUCAAACGUACCUACCUGUAGCUCUCAAUCAGAAAAUCUUCCCUAUUCCCUGUUAGCAGGUUGACAUUAUUGACUCUUUGCAUGGUGUUGUGGUUCAACCAGUAAUGCAUGGCUUAAGGACUUCCCAGAGUGCACCACACUGCGCUCACAUUGCAGACACCGUCGCUUAUAAAGGUCCAUCUUAAAGCGCCCCCCACCCCCCCUUUUCGUUCCCCAUUCCCAGCCCUGUGCCAGCAGACAUCCCCCUCUAACGCUUCUGCCACCGGUAUCAGGGGGGGCCACAGGUAACCCCCAGUCCUCCUUUGGCAGGUUCAUCGCUUUUUAUAACCCCUGCUCCCUCUUACUACACUGCCACACUCCAUCUCAUUCCUACACAGGAGUAGUCAUCAGUCUCUGCUUGAACCUGCUGCUUUCAGUAAAUGCAGCCGUAUUUUAGAACAUAUCUAUAUUUAGAACAACUGUUCAGUCUUCAUGAGAUUUCCAUUGUUACUUCAAGCUCACUUGGUGUCUUGGUGCCAUUUUUUCACAGAGUUCCACACACAUCUUGUUGCCUCUGUGUUGGUUUAUCCGGCCAUUGUUGUAAACGUGUACAGUAAUGUGUCACUGUGCAGUCAUUUUAACCUGUUAUUGUAUUUUACCUGACAAAAUAUCUGUUGUUGUUGUCUCAAAAGACACAAAAAGCUGUGACAUACCACACUAGUCGCCACCAAGUUUGUUCAGGUGUGACUAGCAACACACUGAAAACAUCCCUGUGUAGAAUGUGAAGCACAUGUAAUCUGCUGAUUCUUUCAAUCAGGGCAGACAUCAUAUGCCGCUUACCAUGAGUUCAGACUCAAAACGAUUAAUAUUAUUUCUGCUCUCUUCCGUUUUUACACCUCAUUAUCAUCCUCAUACGCCUUCUUCUCCUCCUCCUCUUGCUCAUCAUCACCAUUUUCACCAUUCUGCUCAUCAUACUCACCUUUCCCACCAUGCUCACCAUUAGAUAUCUUCAAUUAUGAAAUCCCUUCCAUCAAUGUCAAUCUGGACAGCCUCAUCGAUGAGUUCAGCGGUGCCCCCUGCAGGAGGUCCCUGGCAGUGACAGACUCUCCAGAGGGGGAUGCUGUGCCUGAGGAGGAGCCCCAGAGCACCACUCUAUGACCUAUGACCCUAAGGCAUCACAGCUUACCAGCACCCCUAUGGCUGUACAUACUCUUAAUUGUCGCCGCCAAGGCCUGAUGGAAACACCAAUUGGCCUCACCAAUGCCCACCUGAAACCAGAACUUGAACCCUCCCUCACAUCUGCUACAGGCUGCAAAGAAACUCGUCUCUUACAAUUGCUCGCUAGUACUUAAAUGUGACUACAAAAAAAAAAAAACACCAAAAUGCCAUAGUGGAGGAACAGUUGCCUUUGGAGGAAAGACUGGAAUAUAGAUGAGUAUAACAAGAUUUUUUCAUUAGUUUUUUCUUUUUUUUUUGCUAUGCUUUGUUCAUCUUUGUUGUUUGAUGCAGUGGUAUUUUCUGUGCAUAUUUCUCAAUUUCUUUUUGCCUUAUUAGAACAUGCAAUCAAAUUGCAAUAUGAUAUUCAUGAGUUGUAGAACUUUUGGUUAAGGAAACUCAGAGCCUGACAUGGUUAGGAGCAAAGACCAUCCUCAGGGUGAAACAGAGAGACAGAGUGAGAGGGUAAUCUGGUUAUAUUAUUCACAGGGUAUUCAAGCUUAGUGCACAUUAGGAAAAUGCUGAGCCCAGCUUGGUUUCGCAUGCAAGAUGAGACAUUUAAUGCAGUUCGAUUCUUAUCAUCACACACAAGUUUUGAUUUCCCCUCUUCUAUCCCACAUUGCAACUGUAGUUCUUUACCUGACAUUUACCUUCAUAUAGGUAAACUCACUUUAACUCACUUUAUGCCAGCACAGUAUGAGAAGAAUGUCGCUGUAAAUUCAAGUUUUUGAACUUGCACCUGUUAUUUAGUUAUGAAGAAAGCACCAGGAUGUGUUUGCAUGACAAGCCAGUGUGAUCGAACUGCUUCGGAUCAAGGGCCUCAGAAUGGCAGUGUUUUACUUUGUGUGAGUGUUUUUGUUGUUGUUGUCCUUGCAGAGUAAAUUUAGACCACCCAUGUGCUGUUGCAGCUUGAUGAUCACGGAUGGAUGACUUCACUGCCUUUAGGUUCAAAUGAUUCUCUCUCUCUUAACCUUGUUUCAAGUGCUUCAGGUUCAGUGACCUUUGACCCCUAGUGUAAAUACAAAGACUGUAUAUAAAUUGAUGUAUAUAAAUCUGAGAGGAAAAGUCUAUGUAAAAUGCAUAUCUUGAAUAUAUAUAAUAAUAAUAAUAUAUGUGCUGAUAUUUAUCAUGUGUAGAAAAUGUAAUGAUUAAAAAUUUGGUGUUAUUUUUUUCCCUGCACACAAUGAACAGGUCUACUGUAGAUUCACAGUCUUUCACCAGGUAACAACGAUGCUGCAGCAGAAAUGCAGAAUGUUAUUUCUGCUAGAAAUCAGUUGUGGUCUUUCUAAUUCUGUCUCCUAAGCUUUGACUUCAGACAUUUUAGAGCGCUAAUAAGUUACACGCCAAUGCCGUAUCUUUCCUUCUUUUUUAAUCAGUUAUUUAAUAGAUUCCUGUGUAAAUAAUUAGAUUACUUUGA